Messenger RNA from Cygnus atratus (black swan), 2268 nucleotides. RefSeq names its product zinc finger protein 366 (gene ZNF366). The transcript is spliced from 5 exons. Bases 1 to 2268 code for a protein of 755 amino acids. Gene Ontology annotation, biological process: regulation of transcription by RNA polymerase II. The record is from RefSeq and is a predicted model, not a curated record. Gene Ontology annotation, molecular function: RNA polymerase II cis-regulatory region sequence-specific DNA binding; DNA-binding transcription factor activity. NCBI's taxonomy places the organism in Eukaryota, Metazoa, Chordata, Aves, Anseriformes, Anatidae.
AUGACACAAGUGAUAGAGGGAAAAUAUGUCUACUUUUCCAAAGAAAAAAAAAAGAAAGAAAGAAAUAUGAUGAAGAACGAAGACACAGGUUUUAAUGUGGACAAUACACAAGCCUCUCCCUUUUCCCGCUGCCUGCAGCCACUGAGCCCUGUUACAAAGCCACACAGAACAACACCAUUUGGUGAAGAAUUCAGACAGCACCUCUCACAUUUCCGCUAUGGCCCUCCUCCUCUUGGAGACAUGGAAAGUUUUCAGGGGUCCUUGGAAGGAGGGUCUCGGAAACGCAAGAGCAUGCCAACAAAAAUGCCUCCUUCUAUUGCUCUUGAGGGUUCCUCAUCACCACCCCACAGACCUGAAGAUCAAAAUGAUAUAGGAUCUUCCAGUCUUCCCUUGGUGUUUCAACAGCCAGUACAGCCCAAGUACAGUUCCCAGAUGAUUGACCUCUGCAACUUUGGUUUUCAGUUCUACAGAACUCUGGAGCAUUUUGGAUCCAAGCCCAUUAAGCAAGAACCAGUAAAGCCUAACAUGGCAUGGCCUAGUAGUCCAGCAUUCAUGCAGGCUCCUUACCCUUAUUAUCCUAAAGUCCAUCCUGGCUUCAUGUUUCCUUUUAUUGUGCCCCCAAACCUUCACUUCAGGAACCCCAUUCAAAUGAAAAGGCCUCCAGAGCCACCCUUCAGGAGGGCAGAAGUGAGAGAAAGUGGUGAAAAUAAACAGAAAGUGGAAAGAGUAGAUGUCAACCUUCAGAUAGACGACAGCUACUACGUUGAUGUUGGGGGUGAACAGAAACGCUGGCAAUGUCCCAUGUGUGAGAAGUCCUACACAUCCAAGUACAAUUUGGUCACCCAUAUCUUGGGGCACAGUGGCAUUAAGCCACAUGCUUGCUCCCGAUGUGGCAAGCUUUUCAAGCAGCUGAGCCACUUGCACACUCAUAUGCUCACACACCAGGGCACGAGGCCACACAAAUGCCAGGUGUGCCACAAGGCUUUCACUCAAACCAGUCACCUUAAGAGACACAUGAUGCAACACAGUGACAUCAAGCCUUACAACUGCAGGAUCUGUGGCAGAGGUUUUGCGUAUCCCAGUGAGCUGAAAGCACACGAGUCCAAGCAUGAGAGUGGCCGAGAGAACAUUUGUGUGGAGUGCGGUCUGGACUUCCCCACCCUGGCCCAGCUGAAGAGACACUUAACAACCCACCGUGGCCCAAUACAGUACAAUUGCACUGAAUGUGAUAAGACCUUCCAGUACCCAAGUCAGCUGCAAAACCACAUGAUGAAGCACAAAGACAUCCGUCCCUAUAUCUGCACUGAAUGUGGCAUGGAGUUUGUGCAGCCCCACCAUCUCAAACAGCACUCCCUAACUCACAAGGGUGUGAAAGAGCACAAAUGUGGAAUCUGUGGCCGGGAAUUUACUCUGCUGGCCAACAUGAAGCGACAUGUCCUGAUCCACACCAAUAUCAGAGCAUAUCAAUGCCAUUUGUGCUUCAAGAGCUUUGUGCAAAAGCAGACUCUCAAGGCACAUAUGAUUGUUCACUCUGAUGUCAAGCCUUUUAAAUGCAAGCUGUGUGGAAAGGAGUUUAACAGAAUGCACAAUUUAAUGGGACACAUGCACUUGCACUCAGACAGUAAGCCUUUCAAGUGCCUCUACUGUCCCAGCAAAUUCACCUUGAAGGGGAACCUAACAAGGCACAUGAAAGUCAAACAUGGGGUCAUGGAAAGAGGAUUUCAUUCUCAAGGUUUUGGAAGAGGAAGAAUUGCUCUGUCCCAGACAAAUGUCUUGAGAAGCUUGGAACAGGAAGAGCCCUUUGAUCUUUCCCAGAAGAGCCAAGGGAAAGGAAUCUCAUUUCAUUCAGAUGGCGAGAGUGCCAAGGGAAGCUCAUGCCAGGAAGAAGAGGAAGACAACUGCUAUGAGGCAGAGCAGUACAGCCCUGGCAUGUAUCAUCAUGACAACAACAAGCUAUAUACACCUCAAGAUCUGUCUGGCAAACCAGACUGCAUGAUGAAGGGCUUCAGAGAGUCCUACUGCAAUGAGAAUGAAGAAAUAUUAAGUGAGGGAGGACUGGAGAAAAGAAUAGGGGAUUCAGACAACCAGGAGAGCCAAGGAGAGAGAGACACCGCAAACAAUAAAGAACACCUGAGCUUUAGAUCUUUCGAAAAGGCCAGACUUGGCCAUUCUCUCUCUGAUUACUUGUAUUUCAAGCACAGGAACAAAAGUUUGAAAGAAUUACUGGAAAGAAAAAUGGAAAAACAAACAAUGCUUAUAGGCAUUUAA